AUAAAAUUUUUAUUAAAAUAAUUAAGAAAUUUAACGAGAAUAAAAUUAUAAAAUUUCUAUUGCAUCAUUGUCAAUGAUAUCGUGUGCGGUCACGUGAGGAUUAAGUAAAAAACGAAUGCUUAUGAAAAGGUAGGGGCACUAUCAUAUAUGGGGAGUCACGAAUUUUGUUUACGGCCCUGGUUUCGAGGAUCAUUUGCAGUUGUAUUCAGGCAGUAGCAGUCUCAGAAGCCGGAACGUUUCGUGUGCACGUCGUGAGCGAAAAAGUUACGCACAGCACAUAAAGUUGAGAAGAAUCGGCAAACAAAUAGUCAUUUGACAACAGGAAUACUUGUCAUCAAACGAAAGAAGGAAUCGAACAAGCAAAAGCGACAUCGUAGAAAGACGUAAAACGAGACACUGGAGUGCACCCGACAGGGCGAUCCAUCUGUCUCGAUACACUCACGAAUACCCGUUCAAUUUUUACGCUAGAAGGCGGCCGUCCAGCAGGGCGAUACCAUUUUAUAUGACUUUUCUUCGACGUCAAGAAACAUCCAGGAUAUCAUCCAGAGGGAAAGGAUCGGUGUACAGCAAAGGCGGCGGUAGUAGGACGUUGUCCAAGCGAUUUCUAAACGGCAACAUCAUCACUUACGACCGGUCUAAUCGUUCGUUACGAGCCACCUGUGAGUUAACCACACCAACCUGGUACCCAGGCUUUCUUAGGGGCACAAGCAACGGACAGGCAGCGUGUAUGAUCAUUGAAGACUAUCCCCCUCUGCCCACCAAACCGAGGCAAUAUUUGCAUCAAGAUACUACCCAACGAUUUCUGAAUCAUCUAGUCCUGCCUAAGCACAGGACCUCAAAAUUUUCCAGUAAUAGGCAUCGGAAGCUACAGCCGUUCAGAGAAACGUGACUGGUGUCAACGGAUAGUGCGGCAUACGUUACCGCAGACAACGAAAAUCACCCUGACUCGACACGUAACGAGCUACCAUCGGGUAGCCAUUGCCUGGCAACG
Molecule: messenger RNA, 991 nt
Organism: Apis laboriosa (Himalayan honeybee)
Lineage: Eukaryota; Metazoa; Arthropoda; Insecta; Hymenoptera; Apidae
Exons: 4
Coding region: 503-889 (128 amino acids)
Source: RefSeq, a predicted model, not a curated record